CCAGGGUGGCUCCUGGCAGGGCUCUGGGGACAGUCUUCCCUGCCCACACUAGUCUGCUCCCCCCCUCCUCCCCAUUACAGGGAUGGGCACAAGGCACCUGCCGGGCUCUCAAGCCCCUGUUUCAGCCCGGCCACAGGGCCCGUGACAUCCGGGACCCCCGCGGUUCUGCUACCUGAGCGCCUCCUUGAGGCACCUCCCUGCUGGUGUGUUCUUGGUCCCUGUGCACUUUCCGUUCGCUCCAGGACACUCUGGCUGUGAUGCUCUGCUCUGUCACCGGUUUCCACAUCCCAAAACCUAACGCGUUCUGAUGGACACAGAUAAAGCAGUUUGAGAAGACAGCCUUAAACUUCACACUGACAGCAAUGCGGAAAGUGUUCAGAUCAGAAGACUCUACCUCUGCCAUUGAUGCAUCACUAGGCAGUGAGUUACUGGAGGGCCAAAAUCCGGAGAAGAAACUCAACACAAGCUGCCGGAAGGAAAGAACAUGAAUCCGCAACUAAACAGAAGCCGGAGCUGCUCCUUCAGUGAUGUGGACGAGCUGAUGAAAACCGUGCAGCUGGCCGUCCAUGUCCCCACCUUCCUCCUGGGCCUCCUCCUCAACCUGCUGGCCAUCCGGGGCUUCAGCACCUUCCUGAAGAAGAGGCGGCCCGAUUAUGCUGCCACCUCCAUCUACAUGAUCAACCUGGCAGUCUUCGAUCUGCUGCUGGUGCUGUCCCUUCCUUUCAAGGUGGCUCUGUCCCACAUACGGGCGCCCCAUCCCUCCGUCUGUACCUUCGUGGAGUGCCUGUACUUCAUUAGCAUGUAUGGGAGUGUCUUCAGUAUCUGCUUAAUCAGUCUGGACAGAUUCUUGGCCAUCCAGUACCCGUUCCUGGUCAGACACCUCCGGUCCCCCAGGAAGACCCUGGGGAUCUGUUGCACCAUCUGGGUCGUCGUGUUGGUUGGGAGCGUCCCCAUCUACAGCUUCCACGGGAAGGUGGAAAAGUACACAUGCUUCCACAACAUGUCUGAUGGCACCUGGAGUGCCAAGGUCUUCUUCCCCCUUGAGGUGUUCGGCUUCCUUCUUCCCAUGGGUGUCAUGGGUUUCUGUUCCUCCAGGAGCAUUCACGUCCUGGUCAGCCGUCGGAAACUCACCCAGGACUGGGUCCAGCAGAAGGCCUGCAUCUGGACAAUUGCAGCCAGCCUGGCUGUCUUCAUGGUCUCCUUUCUUCCGGUCCACUUGGGAUUCUUCUUGCAGUUCCUGGUCCGGAAUGGCUUUAUUGUGGCGUGCAGUGCCAAGCAGAACAUCAGCUUGUUCUUGCAACUGUCCAUGUGUUUCUCCAACAUCAACUGCUGCCUAGAUGUCUUCUGCUACUAUUUUGUCAUUAAAGAAUUCCGCAUGGGCAUCAUGGCCCACCGGCCUUCCGGGGACCAGCUUGUCCCCCAAGAUACCAUGACCAGCAGGAUGUAAGGAAGGAAAGACCUAUGCAGAAGAAGGAAGCCCUAGCCCCCAAUUCUAGUAGCACAUAUCUCAUUCCGACAUUUCUGAUAAGGUGGAUGGACGUGGCACCUCUGCUUGUUUGCUUUUCCUUUUGAUGCUCACUGACGCUGUCAUUACUCAUUAUGCUCCAGAGAGCUUUCCCCAGCAUGCAGGCAACUGGACACAUCACCCAACAUUUGGGAACCUCUGAAGGACCCAUGAACCAGGCGAAUUCUGUAUUUCUAAACUCAGAAAGCAGGAGGCAGAAGAAUUGAGAAAGAGAAGGAGACCAUCUGAGGAAGGCUUUUCCCCAACUCUCCCCCAGACUAGAAGAUUCUGGAAAGGAAGAGAGAGGAGUUAGGAGAGAGACCCUGGAGGGUUGGCCAUGGUGGAAGAUGCUCUGGGAAGAGAUGGAGCAGUGGGGAUGUAGCAAGCUUCUUUUUAGUUUGGGGAUCCUGGGGUAGAGCAGAUGUGCGCUUCCCAGUCCCUUCUGGGGCUCUGUUGGCCAAUAACCUCACAGAGAUGAUAGUAAGUGGGAGUGAGAAAGGCAGAGAAAGAACAUACAGAGAGCCCCAAGUUUCCUCUGGGCAAGAAAUGCCAGAGCAGCCAGCCAAAGCUUCCUGUGCCCACGCCAAAGCUGCAGAAGAAUGAGGGGAGCUGGUGUGACGCAGGCCAUGGUGACACUAUGGACGCCUUGUGGAAGAAUUGGGGACAGAGUGGAAAGGCACUGGUGACAUUUGAGAGCCACGAGGAAUAGGAUACACCCGGGGAAGGAAGGUGAAGGGCCAAGCUUUGGAAGAGGACAGCACCCCCCCCCCGACCCCCCACCCCCACCCCUGCUUGCUAUCAUGGUGUCUGCUACAUGGAGCCUCAGCACUGGCCCAGCGGCAAGAGGGGCAGUGGAGACCAGCCUAGAAGAGGGGAAAUUCCUGAACGUGACCAGCUGGCUAUCUUGACUGAACAGGACCAGUCUAAUUGUUCAUUAGACCAUUUCGCCAAGAAGGACAAGAAAGAAUCAGGGUUGAUUUGGUUCAGCCAGAGGAGAAUGAGGACCAUAUAUUUGUCUGGCCCACAAUCCUGCCGGUGGCGCUGUCUACAGAACCCUACCUCUCCAGCAAUCUGCGGGGAGGAAACUGGCCCACCAGGGACUGGAGGAAUCAUCUCGAUGGCACGGAGCCCCCUCUUAGCUUCUGCGUGGAGACCAAACAACUGACUCCCUGUUUGGACCAGACUUUACAGGUGUUCCCUGAGGAGGACGAGGGUGGAGGCUCUGAGCCUCCCGAGGACUCAGCCGCUCCCGGGAGCACAGUGAUUAGAAGGAUGAGUCGUGGGGUGGUUUUGCAAGACGGAGUGAGUGGGACGAGAUGUAAGGGACGAGACCUCAUGUGAGAAAGGGGGAGGGCUUUAGGAAGAAAAGAACCACUUCCUACUUGGAGGGAAAGGGGGCUUCUACUACCAAGGGGUGGACAGAAGGUAGGUGGCUUGUGGUGGAAGAAGAGGGCGACUUAGAUCAUACCCUGCCUGGAGGCGGAGGUGGAGCCUGGGUGAUUGCCCGAAGCUGCUGGGAGCUAUGGGGCUCUGUGACGGGGUGGAGGUGGGGUGGACAGGGAGGAAGGAUGGAGGGCAGAGCUGCUUCCUGCCUGAGAAUUCCCAGCGCGGCUGAAACCAUCCAAGGACAGGAGCCCUUCUCCCUCCUGCUUCCUCAGGGCCAGCGCGGUGGUCCGGGGGAGCGCAGGGGGAGAACACAAGCUUUGGUGAAAGGGUAGAAAUAGUGUAAUACCCAAAAUUUCAAUAUCACCCCAAAAAACCAGAGACCACCAGGGAGACCGAGUCAUGCAUGGUAAAGCAAAGGGCAGUUUUA
Messenger RNA from Suricata suricatta (meerkat), 3317 nucleotides. RefSeq names its product G protein-coupled receptor 55 (gene GPR55). Gene Ontology annotation, biological process: positive regulation of Rho protein signal transduction; phospholipase C-activating G protein-coupled receptor signaling pathway. The transcript has 4 exons. Gene Ontology annotation, molecular function: G protein-coupled receptor activity. The record is from RefSeq and is a predicted model, not a curated record. Bases 485 to 1447 code for a protein of 320 amino acids. NCBI's taxonomy places the organism in Eukaryota, Metazoa, Chordata, Mammalia, Carnivora, Herpestidae. Gene Ontology annotation, cellular component: membrane.